AUUAUUAUCAUGCUUCAUGCACGCAUACAUUGACUACAUUCACACCAAAGUUCAGUCCUCAAGAGUUUGUUUUAAAAUAUUCCCUUCUGCCUUCUUAGAACAGUUUUUACUCUCUACUCCUUUCUCUUUCUAUGAUAAUUAUAAUUUAUACAGAUACAAGUUAUUACAAAGUGCUGCAGGCGUGGUUAUAAAGCAUAUGAUUCUGAUCAAAAUGAUAAGGGUUGCUGCAUUGGUCCUCCUAAUUCUCUUUUACAGAGUAACAAGCUUGUCAUCACUCCAAAAAGAAGAUGACAUUAUUUCAUCUAAAGAGAAGCUCUCCGUCCUUCUCCUUCAUUCCAUGUUUCCUUCUCAUUUUCUUCCACUCCUCUCUCUAGGAGCAGAGUUAUCUUCAAGAGGUCAUAAAGUCACCACCCUAGGCCCUGUUCUCGAAGGUUACGAAAAUUUGUUUAUAAAGAGAGCUCAAAGUUUGGGGUUGGAGACCAUUGAAACGAACAUGGUAUCAGCAGAGACCUUUAAAAUGUACAGUCAGUCUGCAGAACACGAGGAGGGUUUCAUCAGUACUGUGAAGUGGAUAUACAAUAUGUCCCUCUUUUUCACAAGUCCUUCCUUUAAGAAAGAGAACUACCUUGUUAAAAUGCGGGAGACUAUUGAUGCACUGAAUGGUAGCGAUUAUGACUACGUAAUAUCAGAGCAUGCAACAAUGUCUUUACUUUAUUAUACUCAAAGGAAAUGGUCUAUUGAAGAUAUCAUGCUAGUAACUGUGGUGCCAGAUUUUAUUGCAAGGUCUAUUGUCCCGUGGCCUUAUCCAAGUCUUUUGAUUUCUUCAAGCGAUGAUAUGAGUUUUGUAGAUCGACUCCUAAGUGCUUUAUUUUUGCCCUUGGAAACAUUAAUGAUGUCUUUUUUAGGAAAGGCUCUUUUUGUUGCAGAAGAUGAAUGUUACUUGCCUUCUUCAAAUCCACUAGAAGUGCUCUUAUAUCAACCUACACUGUAUACUACUGUGAUUGGAAUUGAGCUACCACAGGUUAUAUUACCAUUGCAGCAUUUCCUAGGCCCAUUGCUCCCUCCUGAUCAUUCUCUUCUUGAUUCAAGACUCUCAACGUGGUUAGAAAACACUUCUAAUGCCCAUUCUCCAGUCAUUUAUAUUAGUAUGGGCACAACGGUGUUUAUUAACAGGGAAAUGGCUGAGGCUCUGCUCAAACUUUCUUCAGAGUACAGGCUAGUGUGGUCUCUUCGUAAGUCAAAUCAGCACGUUCUUUUAGGAUUAAAUAUUGACAAUAAAACUGUCUAUGUAGCACCAUGGGUAGCUCAGUUUACAGUGCUUGGGCAUUCAUUAGUUAAAUUGGCUAUACUCCAUUGUGGAAUCAAUGGAAUUCAAGAAGCAUUCUAUAAUGAAGUCCCUGUACUAUGCAUACCUGGUGGAGCUGAUCAAUAUUUCCUCGCCUCAAGGCUGAAGGUGAAAAAACUUGGUCUCUGGCUGAACGCUAAAGAUGCAAAUGAAGACAAUUUGAAACGUGCAAUCAGCACUAUAUUGGUGAAAGAAAAAGACCAAUUCAAGAAAAAUACAAAGAAAAUGAGUGCUUUGUUCAAAGCUGCAGGAGGAGUCAAGAAAGGUGCUGACCUUGUUGAGUUGUAUGCUGAGAUUGGAUACAAACAUGGCCUACCAUCAUUCAUACGCUACGAAUGGAACUUCAUACAAUAUUACAACAUUGACGUGUGGUGUGUCUUAGUUAUAAUAUUGAUAGUGGGACUGAUGGGGUGUAGACUGUGCUGUGGAUGCUUUUGCAGGAGAUUCUGUUGUUGCUGCUACUGCUGGAGGCAGAGUAAGGAGAAAAAAACAAAGACUGAUUAAUGUUCUCAAUUUUUUAUUAA
Molecule: messenger RNA, 1869 nt
Organism: Amphimedon queenslandica
Lineage: Eukaryota; Metazoa; Porifera; Demospongiae; Haplosclerida; Niphatidae
Product: UDP-glucuronosyltransferase 1-1-like
Exons: 1
Coding region: 17-1849 (610 amino acids)
Molecular function (GO): UDP-glycosyltransferase activity
Source: RefSeq, a predicted model, not a curated record